GCUAUAACGUCAUUUUGAAAGCACUUUAAUUCGUUUUUUAAUCCCACUUGGCGAUUUUUAAGUAUUUUUUUUUAGGACAAUUUAGGUAUUUUUUUUCAGGUAUAAAUUUUACGGUGCAAGUUUUAACAUUAUAAAUAAUUCCUUAAACCCAAAAACGUAAAGGGCCAACAGGUUUCUCACUUGGUUGCAUUUUAUGGAGGAGCAGGAGAAAAAGCAGCGAUCACAGAGGAUUCAAGGAAAUAUGCCCAAACAGGCAUCCUUGGCCACGACACUUUUUAUGUUCAAUAUCAUUCUUUUAGCAGGUGGAAUUGCCUGUGUUGGGAUUGGAACGGUAUAUGCUUUGAAAACUUCUACCCUCAGGGCCAUCAAAGGGUUUGUCGAAGCUUUCCACAUUGACAUCAUAUCAUUUGGACUAAUCGCUAUUGGCGCUAUUACGUUCGUUACAAAUGUAGUCGGUUUUGUUGCGGUUGCGGAGGAGAACAAAUAUUUUGCCAUCAUCUACUCAGUAUUUUUGACAAUUUUGCUAAUUUUAAGCGUCAGUUUAUGUGUAUACGUUGCUAAGUCAAAUCAGAAAGUACUCAAGGACUAUGUGUAUGUCAAACUCAGAAAAAUAUGGACAAGUGAUCACAAGAGGGUAGUAGUAAACAGGGAUAAUCUGGAAGGAUGUGUCGUUGAUCACAUUCAAAAAAAAUUCAGAUGUUGCGGUGUUACUGGCCCACGUAACUACAACGUUCAUACUGGCAAUUCGACGCUUCCGGUGUCAUGUUGCCCACAGGAGCAACCGAAAUGUCUGUACCCUUCUGCUUAUAAGCAAGGAUGCAAUAAGUCUAUAAAAGGAAAGUUAUUACGGUACUCACAUUUGAUUACAUACCCUCCCAUCAUAGUAACUGGAUACGAAGCUUUCGUAUACGUUUUUGCAAUUUGCUAUGCGGCAAUAUUAGCCUGUUCUUCGAAGAUACCCGAUAAUGAAAAUUUUACUUCUGAAAGUUUUGUUUGGUAAAUAAUAUUUUAUACAUACAUGGUUAAAGAAAUUUUGCAGCACAUUAAAAUAAGAUAUUUUGAUGGUCUAGAUAUGGCCAAA
Hermetia illucens (black soldier fly) is the source of this 1081-nucleotide messenger RNA. RefSeq names its product 23 kDa integral membrane protein-like. Gene Ontology annotation, cellular component: membrane. The record is from RefSeq and is a predicted model, not a curated record. The transcript is spliced from 2 exons. NCBI's taxonomy places the organism in Eukaryota, Metazoa, Arthropoda, Insecta, Diptera, Stratiomyidae. The coding region runs from base 194 to 1000 and encodes 268 amino acids.